AGUUGGACCUGGAACUGGCAAUAUGACUGUAAAGUUGCUAGAAAAGGCGAAAAAGGUAAUAGCCUGUGAACUUGACCUAAGGCUAGUAGCUGAACUUCACAAAAGAGUUCAGGGCACGCCUCUGGCCAGCAAACUUCAAGUAAUGGUGGGUGAUGUGUUGAAAACAGAUUUGCCAUUUUUUGAUGCUUGUGUGGCAAAUUUGCCUUAUCAGAUCUCUUCUCCUUUUGUCUUCAAGCUGUUGCUGCACCGACCUUUUUUUCAGAUGUGCUGUACUUAUGUUUCAAAGAGAAUUUGCUCUCCGACUGGUUGCAAAACCUGGGGAUAAGUUAUACUGCAGACUGUCAAUUAAUACACAGCUAUUAGCACGUGUGGACCAUCUAAUGAAAGUUGGAAAGAAUAACUUCAGACCACCGCCCAAGGUGGAAUCCAGUGUCGUAAGGAUAGAACCUAAGAAUCCACCACCACCUAUCAAUUUUCAGGAAUGGGAUGGCCUAGUAAGGAUCACCUUUGUUAGGAAAAACAAGACACUGUCUGCUGCAUUUAAGUCAAGUGCAGUGCAACAGCUACUGGAAAAAAACUACAGAAUUCACUGUUCGGUCCAUAAUAUCAUAAUACCAGAAGAUUUCAGCAUAGCAGAUAAAAUACAGCAAAUCCUAACCAGCACAGGUUUUAGUGACAAGCGGGCCCGUUCCAUGGACAUAGAUGAUUUCAUUAGAUUGCUACAUGGAUUCAAUGCAGAAGGUAUCCAUUUUUCUUAGGUAUCUGCAGAAGAGAAGUUUCCAAACUCAACAAAGUAGAAUUAUAUAUUCUUAAUAAUUUGAGAAGAUGAACUAUGCUUGGACACUAUGUGCUUGACUAUUUUUGAUUUACUACUGUUGUCACCAUUUAUUACUCUGAAUUUUUAAGGAAGUAAGUCAAUUCUAACUAUACAGGUUUCUUUUUUGGUUUUGGUUUGAUUUUAAUAUGCAACAUAGGGCAGGGUCCAAUUUAUACAUGAUACUCUUCAAGUUUAAGAGCCGCAGACACGCACAACUUUACACUUAAAAGUUAUUUCUAACAGUGUAUUAUAUAAAGAUGUUACACUAAUAUUUUCUAUGUUAUAUAUUACUGUGAGAACCUUUUUUUAGGAUUUUAGUUCUUUAGGCCUUUGUUCUUCAAGUCAUAAGAAAGUUAAAAUAUGCUUAAUUUAGUCACAUAUUCCCCAUACCAUUUCUUCUUGUUAUUCAUGUGUACAGUAAAGCAAUUGUUUCCUAAAAUGUUAUUUUGCUUCUCUCAUUCUUUCUCUGUUUAUCCUGUAUAAUUUCUAUCACUGCGUACCCCUUUAGCAAUCCUGCAGCAUAAUAGGCUAGGGUUCUAGGUAAGCCUGAGUCUGCUACUGCCACCACAUGGUGCCAGGCAUAUUACUUCUAGGCAUUCUUACUUGUAAAUGAGGAUGCUCAACUAGAAUGAAAGGAACUAUAAGAUUGUAUGUUUUUUCUUGGGGAGAUAGUCAUAGAUUUAAAAUUUCAAAGGGUUUUAUAAAUCAACACUGGCUUUAAAGUUAAAAUCCAAAUUUUAACAGAGGUACACUGAGUGAACCUAGAAGGAAAAGAUAGGUUGUUUGCAUAAACAGAUUUUUUAGAAAUCUGGCUUCAAAGUGAUAUAUUAAAACAUUCCUAUAUAACUAAAAUAAUGUAUAUUUUUAGUUAAUUAUUAAUAGGGAUAUCAGCUUUCAAGUCUGAGAAAGUAAAUGUUUAAUCCAGAUCCAAAAAAUUUAAGUUAUUCUUUAAAUAAUAACUGCACAAAGCCACUUUUGUUACAUAAAUACUACAUAAUUAAGAGUAGGUUUUUUUAAUCUCACAAAACUACUUAAUUAGCAAAGUUCACUUGUACCAUCUCUAUCCUUAAAGGAAAAUUUAAAUUUAAGAUUUAAUUCAGCUUUCCCUCUUAUUUCCCUGUCCUCCUAUGGACUGCUGAGUUUCAGUCCCUUUUAUAACCUUCAGAUUUCUCUAUCUGUAAAACUGAGGGAAUGGAUUAUACUACCAAGAUCUUUUCUGGU
Messenger RNA from Delphinapterus leucas (beluga whale), 2038 nucleotides. The record is from RefSeq and is a predicted model, not a curated record. NCBI's taxonomy places the organism in Eukaryota, Metazoa, Chordata, Mammalia, Artiodactyla, Monodontidae.